This is a messenger RNA of Iphiclides podalirius (scarce swallowtail), 1371 nucleotides long. The record is from the annotation of a GenBank genome assembly. NCBI's taxonomy places the organism in Eukaryota, Metazoa, Arthropoda, Insecta, Lepidoptera, Papilionidae.
AUGCCCGUACCCGAAAGAACCGGCUUGAAAAUUGUGCAGAUAGACGUAAAAGACGUACGAUUCCCAACAUCGCUAGGUGGACAUGGAUCAGACGCUUUGCAUACUGAUCCAAACUACUCCUGUGCUUACGUCACCAUCACCACAGAGAACGGCAAGCAGGGCUAUGGGCUGACAUUCACCUGCGGCCGUGGCACCGAAGUCGUGGUAUUCACCAUCAGAGCUCUGAAGAAAUUCAUUUUGGGUAAAAACGCGGCGGACAUAUUCGCCGACUUUGCUGGAUUUUGGCGUGCUAUCACAAAUGACUCGCAAAUGAGAUGGAUAGGCCCCGAGAAAGGCGCAAUACAUUUGGCGGUAGCUGCCAUAUUAAAUUCGCUUUGGGACCUUUGGGCGAGGCUCGAAAACAAGCCGUUAUGGAGACUACUUGUGGAUAUGGAUCCUGAGGAGUUGGUGUCCACGAUUGACUUUCGUUACAUAACCGAUGUUAUUACUAAAGAUGAGGCUGUUGAAUUAUUGAAAAUUAAAAAAGCCGGCGAACAAAACAGAGUAAAAUAUUUGGAGGAUAACGGUUAUCCAGCUUAUACUACCCAAGUUGGCUGGAUGGGCUACAGCGAUGAAGUAGUAAAGCAAUUAUGCGAUAAAUAUCUGGAACUAGGAUUCAACCACUUCAAAGUCAAAGUAGGUCUUAACUUGGAGGACGAUUAUAGACGAUGCAGUGCCGUUCGUAAAUAUAUCGGUGACGACAAGUUUUUGAUGGUUGAUGCAAAUCAAGCUUGGAGCGUUAAUGAGGCGAUUGAAUGGAUGAAGAGCCUGGCUCCCUUGAAUCCUAUGUGGAUAGAGGAACCGACGUCUCCCGAUGACGUUCUGGGGCACGCUGCUAUUUCAAAGGCCUUAAAGCCUUACAAUAUUGGCGUCGCAACGGGAGAAAUGUGCGCUAACCGCGUGAUGUUCAAACAGUUCCUACAAAGCGACGGUAUGCAGUACUGCCAAAUUGACUCUGCGCGCAUCGGUGGCAUCAAUGAAAUACUUGCUGUUUAUUUGAUGGCCGAGAAACUCAAUGUGAAGGUCUGCCCGCACGCCGGCGGCGUGGGCCUAUGUGAGAUGGUGCAGCAUCUGCAAUAUUGGGACUUCGCCAGCCUCUCCGGCACCAUGGAGGGGCGCCUCAUCGAGUAUGUGGACCAGCAGCACGAGCAUUUCUACGAUCCGUGCGUAGUGGAGAACGCUAGAUAUCUCGCUCCCAAGUUGCCCGGAUACAGUACGCAAUUCCUACCGGAAACGUUACAAAAAUACACAUACCCCAAUGGCAGCGAAUGGCAGCGUAUGUUCAAGGAAGGAAUAUUCCCCCCACCUGACGAAGCAGAACUUGCCAAUGCA